This is a messenger RNA of Xiphophorus couchianus (Monterrey platyfish), 1049 nucleotides long. RefSeq lists its product as uncharacterized. The record is from RefSeq and is a predicted model, not a curated record. Gene Ontology annotation, biological process: B cell differentiation; B cell receptor signaling pathway. Bases 54 to 689 code for a protein of 211 amino acids. The transcript is spliced from 4 exons. NCBI's taxonomy places the organism in Eukaryota, Metazoa, Chordata, Actinopteri, Cyprinodontiformes, Poeciliidae. Gene Ontology annotation, cellular component: external side of plasma membrane; B cell receptor complex.
UGCUAGAGGAGAGAGACAGUUAUCGUUAUUUAGAAGUGUUCGUUGGUCAAACGAUGGCACUUCUACUCACCAGUCUGCUGCUCCUCUGUGCAGGUUCAUCUUGGAGUGUUUCUUCAGAUGCACUUGUUGUUACUCAGAGUCCUGAUGUUUCCGUUCAAGAAGGAGAGACAGGAAGCAUCACCUGCUGCUGGAAAGGGGCAGAACGAGUUGGCAUUAAAUGGCUGAAAAAUCAAACAUUAAUAGAGAAUAAGACUGUCAUAAAUCAGUCUACAGGCUCUAAGAAUGAGCAGAAAAAUAUGUGUUCAGUUCUGAUAAUAGAAAACAUGACAACAGGUGAUUCAGGAAGAUACAUCUGCAAGGUUUCUAUGGAGAUACCAGUUUUAAAAGAAGUUGAAGGAAAAGGAACGACCAUCACAGUUAUAGCCAGAGAGAACAUCACUAAAAGCACACUUGAAGUACCAUUAGACCGUUCCAAACCUAACAACAUCAUCUUCAUCCUGAGAGGCCUGCCCAUCCCCCUCCUCAUUGCAGCCCUCAUCUGUGUUGAGUGUUUAGUUCAUAAAGCUCAGAAGAAUCAACCACCAGCUGCUCCUGGAAAUAAAUCCACUUCAGCCCAGAGCAGAGAGGAAGAACGAGGAGACGACGGAGGAACGGAGAGAGAAGAAGAAGAAAAUGAAGAGACGAGAUGAGGAUGAUCACUUCGUCUAGAGGAGAUGCAAUUACAUUACAUACCGUAACAAGUGUUUUUGUUACAGUAUUGUAUUUUUGUGGAUUAUUCAUCCAAUAUUUUUAGUGUUCCAACUUCAGAAACGUGAAGAAUAAGAAAAUGUAAGGAAUUCCUUAGUAGUAACAGAUGAAGUGGGUUUUAGGACACGGAGUGGUUCUGAAGGCAGAACGACGUUCAGACUGAGUUUCCAGAUGUAACUUGGCUUGGUGUUCAUUCAGGAUAUAAUCCUGGUAACAAGUCAGAGAAAAAUUAAAUUAGGUUAGAUUGGGCGUGCCGUGGUGGCGUAGCGGUUAGCGCAACCCGUAUUUGGAGGCCUUGAGUC